UCUCCCGUCUCAUCCCUGCCCUCUGCCGUCAGUCAGUCGGCGGACUUCGAGGCGACAAGACGCACACCGCUCUCCCGAGACAACCCGAGACGAGCCGAGCCGGCCCCGCGCCCACACGCACCCGAGCGACACGAGCGGCGCGGCGGGACAAGUCGAGACCGAAAGUCGAGUGUGUUACCUCUCAUCUCAUCGUUAUCAUCUGCUCCGACAUCGCGACACCAGCCUGCUUCACGUUGGAUAGUGAUUACCUCCUUCGGACCUGCGCCCGGACUAUGAACAAAUAGAUAUAUAUCUCUGUCAGAGGUUACUAAACGUCACAUCGCCAUGGAGGUGUACCAGCCGCUGGACUUCUCCUCCAACUCUGGCCCCCUGGGCGCGAUGCUGCUCAGCCCCACCAGCCCGAGCGGGCUCCAGGGCGGUCUCCAGGACGGCCUCCAGGGCUCGCUCAGCCCCGUCCUGGACCUGUCCGUCCACCGCAGCAGCCCACUCACGAGCCCCUGCAGCCCGCGGAGCCCUCGCAGCCCAGCCAGUCCGCUGUACCACCCGUACCACCAUCCCAGCCACCACCACCAGCAACAGCAGCACAACAAUAACAACAACAUCAAGAGCGUCAACCACAACGACGUCAACUCGCCGUACAUGUACCACUCUAGUAAAACGGGUGUGGACGGUUUCGGUCGCUCCAGCCUGCCCAGCCCGCCAGCCUACCCCCAUGCUGAACUCCCCGAAGCCGGCCAAGUGACGACGGUGCCCCUCCCGGCGCUCUCCGUGCUGCAGCAGCGCCUGCUACCCAGGUCCGCGACGUCGGCCUUCGCGCCCACGCAACCCUCCAUGCCCACGCAGGCCGCCAUGCCCACCGUCCCCGCCCCCCGCACGAGGAGGACGUCCUCCGGCCUGCCCGACUCCCCGCUCGGCUCCACCGACGACCGCAGCUCCUCAGCGGCGUCCCUGUCGCCGUCCCCUCCCGGCGUGGACCUCCUCGGCCCGCUGGGCCCGCUCGCAACCCUGGGCCCCCAGUACCCCACCGUGCUCGCCGAGCUCAGCGCGGCGAGUAGCAUGCAGGCCGCCAUGCCGCCGGUCGUGUCCGGGGCCACCGCUGCCGCCCGCAACGGCAAGCCCACCCGCCCGUUCAAGGCGUACCCCAAGGAUCCCCUGAGCCUGGCCGUGGGCGUGCAGGUCGGCGGCUCGCUGGGCUCCACCGAGGCGGCGCUCGGCCGCGCCUCCAACGAGGCGUACGCCGAGUUCAGGCGGCGGAUGCUCGCCCAGGUGCAGGCCGCCAUCCCCAGCAAGGCGAAGAAGGGAGACAAGCCGGACCAGCCGUCGCGCGCGCCCAGCCCCACGCAGCAGAUGCAGCCCGCCGACUCGCUGACGUCGCCACACGAGGCCGCGCACGGCAGCGACACCGCCGAGAGCGCCUCCUCACCCGAGUCGCUGCUGCCGACCACCCUGAACACGCAGGCCACGUCGCCGUCGGCCCAGGACAAGGACGGCAAGGACGCGGCGUACUGGGAACGCCGGCGGAAGAACAACGAGGCCGCCAAGCGGUCCCGGGACGCGCGCCGGGCCAAGGAGGACGAGAUCGCCAUCCGGGCCGCCUUCCUGGAGCAGGAGAACCUCAACCUCAAGUACGAGGUGGCCGCCCUUCGCAACGAGACGGCCAAGCUGCGCGUCCUUUUGUACUCGGGCGGAACGGACUGCUGAGCGGAGUAGGGUUGGAGAAAUCGGUAAAAUUGUGAUUUUAGAGUAAGUUGGUUUGACGCGUUCAGUGAGGCUGGGAGUUUUUAGCGUGGACCGUCGUCAUAACCCUGGUCGAAGUCGAAGACAUCGUCGCACGGUCGCGCCGAACUGAGCCUGUUAGGUCAUAAUUCGUUCGUCUCAGUGGGACCCUGGAGAACUAGCCAACCAUUAGUUUGUCAUAAGGAUGCAUUCACACUAGUCCAAAAUAGUUCUCGCAGGGCCGUGGGAUCGAGGUACUUAACAAAUUAGCGUUAGUUAGAUGAAAGUAUAUAUUGGCUCGCCCGUGUCAGGUCGGCCUACCUUAGGUUUAUAUGCACCCUGCCCGGUCCGACUCGCCUAGCCGAGGUCGGGCCCAGCACAGAGGGACACAACCCCAGUUAAAACUUAGAUUUAAGACAAUUAGAUGCGCCUCAAGCGGCACGCUGUCUACUUAACUCCACUAAACUGUGACUCAGGACUGAAUCCGGAAUGCGCGCGCAUCUCGAGGAGAAAGGCGGACAUCUCGAUUCGGUCCUUUAAAUUGUAUGUGUUUGUAAUUUUAAUUUAUUCUAUUGACUCGGCACAGUCAGACGACUCGGCCUGGAGUAGACCCCUGUAAAUCGUCCAGCAGAGUAAAUAUCGCAUGGCGAGUGCGCAUCAAGCUGCGCACGGCUCGAAAACAACAUGUACAAAAUAGAAAUUAAGCUUAAUUAUAAGCGUCUUUUUAAACCAAA
Molecule: messenger RNA, 2450 nt
Organism: Frankliniella occidentalis (western flower thrips)
Lineage: Eukaryota; Metazoa; Arthropoda; Insecta; Thysanoptera; Thripidae
Gene: gt
Product: protein giant
Exons: 3
Coding region: 325-1701 (458 amino acids)
Biological process (GO): regulation of transcription by RNA polymerase II
Cellular component (GO): nucleus
Molecular function (GO): RNA polymerase II cis-regulatory region sequence-specific DNA binding; DNA-binding transcription factor activity, RNA polymerase II-specific
Source: RefSeq, a predicted model, not a curated record